This is a messenger RNA of Sesamum indicum (sesame), 910 nucleotides long. Its product is annotated as Cysteine/Histidine-rich C1 domain family protein. Lineage: Eukaryota; Viridiplantae; Streptophyta; Magnoliopsida; Lamiales; Pedaliaceae. The record is from RefSeq and is a predicted model, not a curated record.
UAAACUUCUGAGUUGUUUAUAAGUACCUUUCUGAAUAGAAGCAGACAAUUAAUAGGGAGGAAAAGAAGAGCAGAAAAUGGAGUACAAGCAUUUCAGCCACCCGCACACCUUGACCCUCUACAAAGUUCAGCCGGGGCAGCAAUUCCAGUGCCACGGCUGCCAUUUACCGUGCAACGACUCAGUCUUCGCCUGCUGGAGAUGCAACUUCUUCCUCCACGACCACUGCGGGAACGCCAACCGUUACGUCAAGCAUCCGUCCCACUCGUUGCACCCCCUUGUGCUCGUCCCCAGCCCUACCUACUGCAGCGGCUCUUUCUUGUGCAACGCCUGUGGCGGGCCGGGAAGCACGUUUUCAUAUUGCUGCGCAUUGUGUGAGGUCGAUCUCCACGUCCACUGCGCGUAUUUGCCUCCUAAAGUUAGCCACAAAGGCCAUCAACAUGAGGUGUGUCUCAAUUUCAGGCCAAUGGAUAAGAAGGGGUCUCCUGAAUACUGCAAAAUUUGCAUGAAAGAGUUGAGUCUCAGGCACUGGUCCUACUUUUGUGAUAAACCAGAGUGUGAUUUUCGGGUACACACGUUUUGUGCAACUAGUGAGGUGAAACCGGGACUGUACCAGGACGAUGAGCCAGACGAUCAGGUCCAGAUUCCGGCUUCAACAGGUAAUCAGAAUACGUGCGUGUAUCAGACACCGGUGACAACUGCUAGCCCUGAGGAGGUUCUUGCUGAGAUGUUUCAGCUUCAGAUGCAGUUGCAAAUGGCUCAGCAACUGAACCAGAUUAUCAAUUCAGCUAAAUUUUAGACCUUCAAUUUGGUUGUUGUUGGUGGACUAGCGUAGAAUAAUACCUCAUCCACUGAUCAGUGGUUGAUAUGUUGUGCUUUCAUGGAAUUUUGACAAGUUUCUUCCAAUUCAACC